Messenger RNA from Carya illinoinensis, 3747 nucleotides. RefSeq lists its product as uncharacterized. The record is from RefSeq and is a predicted model, not a curated record. The transcript has 3 exons. The coding region runs from base 1 to 3747 and encodes 1248 amino acids. Gene Ontology annotation, molecular function: nucleic acid binding; RNA-DNA hybrid ribonuclease activity. NCBI's taxonomy places the organism in Eukaryota, Viridiplantae, Streptophyta, Magnoliopsida, Fagales, Juglandaceae.
AUGGAGAGUCUGAGAAAUAAAAUAAGGAUGGAGGGUUGUUUUGUAGUUGAUUCUAUAGGGAAGAGAGGUGGAUUGGGGUUAUUCUGGAAAGGGAAAGAUGAGGUAGAAAUAAUCAACUACUCGCAAUGGCAUGUUAGUGCAAGAGUCUAUGAAGACAAUGGAGGAAGUUGGGUUUUCACGGGUUUCUAUGGGCAUCCAGAUGCAACUAAAAGAAGGAAUUCAUGGGACCUGUUGGCAAGGCUAAAACCACAGAAUAAUGAAGCCUGGUGUGUAGCUGGGGAUUUUAAUGAGAUACUGUCUCAAGAAGAAAAAAGGGGAGGUAGCUUAAGAGCUGAGUCACAAAUGGUCCAAUUUAGGGAAGCUUUGGAGGUAAAUGGAUUAUAUGAUGUGGGAUAUGUUGGAAAUCCUUUUACGUGGAGUAAUGGUCAUUCAGAUCUUACUUUCACUAAGGAGAGACUUGAUAGAUUUGUAGUUAAUAAUGGUUGGAAGUAUAGAUUUAAGGAGGUGAAGGUGGAAGGGUUGGUGGCAAGAUGUUCAGACCAUAAACCGAUGCUAUUAACUGUAGUAGAGGCUGGUGGUAUGAGGAGAAGAAGAAGAUACGUGUUUAGAUUUGAGGCCAGCUGGAUUAAAGAGGAUGAAUGUGGGAGGUUAAAAAAGAUGCAAGAGGAUGAAGGCCCAGAUAAUGUUGUAGAAAUUCGAAGCUUGCAGCAAGAGGUAGGAAAGUUGUUGGAGCAGGAAGAUGUGAAGUGGAGACAAAGGGCAAAGAGGAAUUGGUACAGCCAAGGAGAUAAGAAUACUAAGUUCUUCCAUGCUUGUGCCAGUCAAAGGAAGAGGAAGAACAAAAUUUUUUCUGUGCUAGAUCCCCAGUCAGUAUUGAGAGAAGGAGAUGAAGAGGUAGCUGAAGCUUUUAGAAAUCAUUUUUCUGAAGUUUAUAAAUCUGAAGUACCUUUGAGAAGUGUUAUGGAGAAGUGUGUGGAGUCAAUAGAGGAAAGAGUUACGGGCACAAUGAGGGAAGAACUGGAAAAGUGUUUUACCAGGGAGGAAUUGGAUCUUGCUUUAAAACAAAUGGGGCCAUACAAAUCCCCUGGUCCAGAUGGUUACAGUGCUUGUUUUUACCAAUCCUUUUGGAGCAUAGUAGGUGAUGAUGUUUGUGAUGCAGCUCUCAGUUUCUUAAAUGGGGGAAAGCUGGAGAGAACUUUGAAUUUUACCUAUGUGGCUUUAAUUCCAAAGAUUUCAGAACCAAAGAAGGUGGGAGAUUUUCGGCCAAUAAGCUUAUGCAAUGUUUUGUACAAAUUGAUUGCAAAAGCAAUGGCAAAUAGAUUGAAAAGGGUACUGCAGAAUAUUAUUUCAAAAAAUCAGAGUGCCUUUAUUCCGGGUAGGCUGAUUUCAGACAAUACUAUUGCAGCCUAUGAAACUUUGCAUUCAAUGAAGACAAGGCUGAAAGGGAGAAUAGGCAGUAUGGCAUUAAAAUUGGAUAUCUCUAAAGCUUAUGACAAAGUUGAAUGGCCUUUCCUGAAGUGUAUAAUGGAGAAGCUUGGUUUUGGAGCUAGAUGGGUUAAUUUGAUAAUGGAGUGUGUAUCAUCAGUGUCAUAUGCUGUGUUAGUAAAUGGAGAGCCAGGGCAAGUGAUCCAUCCUACGAGAGGGCUUAGACAAGGGGAUCCACUAUCCCCUUAUUUGUUUCUACUAUGCGCUGAGGGAUUGAGUUCUUUAAUAAAUGGGGCUGAGGCAAGAGGGGAAAUAAAGGGAGUAGCAGUGGCAAGGGGAGGAAUGAAACUCACACACCUACUGUUUGCAGAUGAUUGUAUAAUAUUUGGAAGGGCAUGUUGGGAAGAGUGGCAGAAAAUUAAUGACAUCUUGAAGUUGUAUGAGGAGGCAUCGGGUCAAAGCUUAAACAAGCAGAAAACUUCCAUUAUGUUUAGUUCAAAUGGAUGUAGAAAGGAGUGGGAUAAAAUUGUGAGAGAUUUGGGAGCUAGGGUGCAGAAUAAUUGUGAAAAAUACUUAGGUUUACCUAUAAUGGUAGGUAGAUCAAAGUACAAUACCUUUCGGGGUAUAAAAGAUAGAGUCUGGCUCAAGCUCAGUAAUUGGAAGAACCAAUUUCUUUCACCAGCAGGGAAGGAAAUUCUGUUAAAAGCGGUAGUUCAAGCAAUCCCAACCUAUCAUAUGAGUGUGUUUCUGCUUCCUAAAAGAUUGUGUAAGGAAAUUGCUGGAGAGCUAGAGAGUUUUAACAAAGCUCUUCUAGCAAAACAAGUGUGGAGAGUCUUAACAAACCCAAGUUCAGUUGCUGCAAGGAUUCUCAAAGACAAGUAUUUCAAGAAUACUAGUGUGCUGAAUACAAAAUUAGGAGCCUAUCCUUCUAUGAUAUGGAGAAGCCUUAGGAGUUCUCUUGAGCUCUUGAAGGGGGGGUUAGUUUGGCGAGUGGGAAAUGGGAAAUCAAUAAAAAUUUGGGGGGAUAAGUGGAUUCCUAGAUUUUCUUCUUUCAAAGUUCAGUCACCUUUGAAAAUACUGGAGCGAGAAGCAAAGGUGGAGAAGCUUAUAGAAGAGGGGUGUGGGAGAUGGAAGGCUGACUUGAUUAAGGAAAUUUUUACAGAGGAAGAGGCAGAUUUAAUUCUAAAUACUCCCAUCAGUCAAACUAAUUUGGAUGAUAAACAAAUCUGGGCUCCUUCAAAGAAAGGUCAGUACACGGUAAAAUCGGCUUAUCAUUUUGAACUGUGCAGGAAAAGAUUAAUUGGUGGGGAAUCCUCAUACUAUAAUGUUGAAAAUAAGGGGUGGAAGAGUAUUUGGCAAAUGAAUACCCCGGGAGUUAUUAAAAUGUUUGUAUGGAAAGCCAUUAAUAACUGUUUACCAACAAAGUGGAACCUGUAUAAGAGAAGGGUUACAAAAGACCCUCUUUGCCCCAUCUGUGUUAAUAAAGAAGAAACAGUUUGCCAUGUCUUAUGGAACUGUCCAGCGGCGGUGGAUGUAUGGGCUGAGGUUGAUAGUCCUGUUCAGAAAUGGCCUACGGGUGAGACUGACUUGGGGCAGUUAUGGAAUAAAGUGGUAGAAAGAUGUGGUGAGGAUGAAGUGGUAUUAAUAGCUACUGUCAUGCGAAAUAUAUGGCUGAGGAGGAAUUCUUUGGUUUUUGAAGAUGAUUUUUCCAGUCCAGGUGCUUUGUUCAAUAAAGCAAAGAGUAGUAUAGCAGCAUACCAAGAAGCACAAGAAAAGCAAGGUAUGGGAGCAGGCCAUGUUCGAGUACAUAGAGAGAGGGUGAGAUGGAGGGCUCCUAGGGAAGGGGUGGUGAAGGUUAAUUGGGAUGCUGCCUAUGAAUUAAAAAAUAAAAGGAUGGGGUUAGGUGUGGUCAUUCGUGAUGGAGAAGGGGAAGUACUGGUCUCUCUAUGUAAACCAAGCUCUUAUUCAGUGUCUGCUGCUGUAGCUGAAGCUGAAGCUUUGUGGCGAGCUAUGCUGCUCUGUAUAGAAUUGAAUUUUGGGGAGGUUGUCUUUGAAGGAGAUGCUUUGGGCAUCAUUCAAGCUGCAUGCAGUACAGAGGAGAUAUGGGAAUGGUAUGGUCAGAGACUAGAGGACAUCAGAGGAUUAUUAAAACGGAGACCCUUGUGGACAGUGAUACAUACAUAUAGAGAAGGUAACAUUGUAGCUGAUUUUUUAGCAAAAUUUGCUCUUACUGUAGAUAAGGAGAAAGUGUGGAUAGAAGAUGGUCCAUGUGGAUAUGAAAGUUGUAUUCUACAGGAUAAGUCUUGUAUGAAAAACAUUUGA